UAUCUUUUUCUAUUUUUAUAUCCGACUGUAUAUAAAUAUCGGCAAUAAUCGCGAAACAGUCCAAUUUUUAGCUCUCUGACUUACCACGUGGAAACCCCAUUGAACUUUCUUUUAUAAACAGUUCACGAAACUGACAACAUGCCUCUUGCUAAAGAUUUACUUCACCCGACAGCUGAAGAGGAGAAGAGGAAGAACAAGCUGAAGCGGCUUGUUCAGUCUCCCAACAGCUACUUCAUGGAUGUCAAAUGUCCAGGCUGCUACAAGAUAACCACAGUAUUCAGCCAUGCCCAGACAGUGGUGUUGUGUGUCGGCUGUAGUACUGUCCUGUGUCAGCCAACUGGUGGAAAGGCACGCCUCACCGAAGGUUGCUCGUUCCGCAGAAAGCAGCACUAGAGGGAACAUUUGUUAUCUUGUCAUUGUGAUUGAAGAGACAUUAAAAUCAAUCAUUCACAAAC
This is a messenger RNA of Dreissena polymorpha, 455 nucleotides long. Its product is annotated as 40S ribosomal protein S27. Gene Ontology annotation, molecular function: structural constituent of ribosome; RNA binding. Gene Ontology annotation, cellular component: cytosolic small ribosomal subunit; ribosome. NCBI's taxonomy places the organism in Eukaryota, Metazoa, Mollusca, Bivalvia, Myida, Dreissenidae. The transcript has 4 exons. The coding region runs from base 139 to 393 and encodes 84 amino acids. The record is from RefSeq and is a predicted model, not a curated record. Gene Ontology annotation, biological process: translation; ribosomal small subunit assembly.